AUGCGACCGCUCUGCUCCCCACGCUCCGCUCGCUGGUCCGGCCGUGCCCGGGUGACCCGCCGUCACGUGACGGCUCCAGAGGCGGAAGCGCUCCGCAGCCGAGCCGGGAAUCCCCAGUCAGAGCCGGCGGGGCCCCGGAGGUCGCAGUCGCCGCGUCGCUCCGCAGGUCCUGAUGACCAGAUGGCCUCCGAGGGGCUUGCUGGGGAGAAAUCUCCGCUGACUGUGAAAGUUGUUUCAGCAAAGCCCAAGGCCCAGGGCCGCCAGUCUCGGAUCACCUCCUUUGUGGAGGUAGUAGUAGAUGGACUCGCCAAUGAGGCCAAGAAAACAGGGAAGCAGACCGGGAGCUCCGAACUGCUCUGGAAUGAGAGCCUGGUGCUGAAUGUCACUUCUCAAAGCCACCUGGAUCUGAAGCUCUGGAGCUGUCACACCCUGCGCAAUGAGCUGCUUGGAGUGGCGUCCGUCAACCUCUCCAGCAUGCCGAAGCAGAGCAAGGGGAAAGUGGAGAACAAGCCGAUGACCUUGAACCUGCAGGCAGAGAACAAAGGCGGCCUCCUCUCGGGUGGUGAGCUGACGGUCUUCCUGGAUGGGCCUGGCAUUGAGGCGGGCAGCCUGCCUAAUGGCCCUGUGGCAGCAGGCGAAGGGCCCCAGGGAGCCGGGAGGGAGCCUGGGGGCCCAGCUGCUUCUCCAGAGAACAGGCCCCAGGCCUCCAGCACAAACUGCCUCGGCGGUUGGUCCAGGUGGGAGCAGCGGGAGCUGCCUAACGGGAGGGUCUACUAUGUGGACCACAACACCAAGAGCACCACCUGGGAGCGCCCCCUUCCACCAGGCUGGGAGAAACGUGUGGACCCCCGUGGCAGGUACUACUUUGUGGACCACAACACACGUACCACCACUUGGCAGCGCCCCACAGCUGAGUACGUGCGCACCUACGAGCAGUGGCAGAGCCAGCGCAACCAGCUCCAAGGCGCCAUGCAGCAGUUCAGCCAGAGGUUCCUCUACCAGUCCUCCGGCACGGCCGCUGACAAUGACCCCUUGGGUCCACUUCCUUCUGGCUGGGAGAAGCGGCAGGACAACGGGCGAGUGUACUAUGUGAACCACAACACCCGCACCACACAAUGGGAAGACCCUCGCACUCAGGGGAUGAUCCAGGAGCCGGCACUGCCCCCCGGCUGGGAGAUGAAGUACACGAGCGAGCGGGUACGAUACUUUGUGGAUCACAACACCCGCACCACCACCUUCAAAGACCCCCGCCCUGGAUUUGAGUCUGGGAGCAAGCAGGGGGGCUCCCCGGGCGCUUACGACCGGAGCUUCCGCUGGAAGUUUCACCAGUUCCGCUUCCUUUGCCAUUCCAAUGCCCUCCCCAGCCACGUCAAGAUCAGCGUCUCGCGGCAGACGCUCUUUGAGGAUUCUUUCCAGCAGAUCAUGAACAUGAAGCCCUACGACCUGCGGCGCCGGCUGUACAUCAUCAUGCGUGGGGAAGAAGGACUGGACUAUGGAGGCAUUGCCCGCGAGUGGUUCUUCCUCCUGUCCCACGAGGUGCUGAACCCCAUGUACUGCCUCUUCGAGUAUGCUGCCAAGAACAACUACUGCCUGCAGAUCAACCCUGCCUCCUCCAUCAACCCUGACCACCUCACCUACUUCCGUUUCAUUGGCCGCUUCAUCGCCAUGGCACUCUACCAUGGCAAGUUCAUUGACACGGGCUUCACCCUGCCCUUCUACAAGCGGAUGCUGAACAAGCGCCCCACCCUCAAGGAUCUGGAGUCCAUCGAUCCCGAAUUCUACAACUCCAUCCUCUGGAUCAAGGAGAACAGCCUGGAAGAGUGCGCCCUGGAGCUCUACUUCAUGCAGGACAUGGAAGUCCUUGGCAAGGUGACCACCCACGAGCUGAAGGAGGGCGGGGAGGAGCUCCGGGUCACUGAGGAGAACAAGGAAGAGUACAUCAUGCUGCUGACUGACUGGCGGUUCACACGGGGUGUUGAGGAGCAGACCAAGGCCUUCCUGGACGGCUUCAACGAAGUGGCCCCUCUGGAGUGGCUGCGCUACUUUGACGAGAAGGAACUGGAGCUGAUGCUGUGUGGCAUGCAGGAAAUUGACAUGAGCGACUGGCAGAAGAACACCAUCUACAGGCAUUACACCAAGAGCAGCAAGCAGAUCCAGUGGUUCUGGCAGGUGGUCAAGGAGAUGGAUAACGAGAAGAGAAUCCGGCUUCUCCAGUUUGUGACAGGGACAUGCCGCCUGCCCGUCGGAGGAUUCACAGAACUCAUUGGCAGCAACGGACCCCAGAAGUUCUGCAUUGACAAAGUUGGCAAGGAGACCUGGCUGCCCCGCAGCCACACGUGCUUCAACCGCCUGGAUCUGCCUCCCUACAAGAGUUACGAGCAGCUGAAGGAGAAGCUGCUUUACGCCAUCGAGGAGACCGAAGGAUUCGGGCAGGAGUGAGGGGUGUCUGGAAGGAGCCUGAGAAGAGCCAUCCUGCCUGCCAGGAAGGACAGAAUC
Protobothrops mucrosquamatus (brown spotted pit viper) is the source of this 2496-nucleotide messenger RNA. RefSeq names its product WW domain containing E3 ubiquitin protein ligase 2 (gene WWP2). The transcript has 22 exons. NCBI's taxonomy places the organism in Eukaryota, Metazoa, Chordata, Lepidosauria, Squamata, Viperidae. The record is from RefSeq and is a predicted model, not a curated record. Bases 1 to 2439 code for a protein of 812 amino acids. Gene Ontology annotation, biological process: negative regulation of transcription by RNA polymerase II; ubiquitin-dependent protein catabolic process; protein K63-linked ubiquitination. Gene Ontology annotation, molecular function: protein binding; ubiquitin protein ligase activity.